Molecule: messenger RNA, 813 nt
Organism: Lithohypha guttulata
Lineage: Eukaryota; Fungi; Ascomycota; Eurotiomycetes; Chaetothyriales; Trichomeriaceae
Exons: 2
Coding region: 1-813 (270 amino acids)
Molecular function (GO): catalytic activity
Source: RefSeq, a predicted model, not a curated record
AUGGCACAGGAGUCCAUAUACGCUGACGGCGAAGAGCUGAAGGCCAUUCGAAGUACAGCCAAACGUCUUGGAGUCAUGGUCAACAUGGGCUUUUCAGAGAAGUCUCGACACAGCACUGCGACAAUGUAUAACUCUAACGUCCUGAUUGGCGAUGAUGGCACUGUACUGCUAACCUGGAGUCCUGGAGAUGGAGCAGGAUUGCGGGUUGCGCAGACCAAAUUUGGUAACAUAGGAGCACUCAUAUGUGGAGAGAACACGAAUCCACUCGCGCGAUAUGCACUUAUGACACAGGCGGAGCAGGUUCAUAUAUCGACGUGGCCUGGAAUUUGGCCAACACGGCUGCAGGAGAAUGUGGCGCAGAGCUACAACCCAGAAAGCAUGAAAGCGCCUGUCAAUUACAACAACGUUGCGGCCAACAGAAUCAGAGCAGCGGCUCACUGCUUCGAGGCCAAGUGCUUUGGUAUCGUGUCAGCUGGCCUCGUCGAUGAUGCCUGCAAAGAAGUGAUCGCAUCGCAUACUUCUCAAGCAACCACGAUAAAAGCGCAGCUUGACGCAGCACCUCAAGCCGCAUCGAUGUUUUUGGAUCCCACCGGUGCUUUAUUACCUGGCUUUACGAUAGACGAAUCAACAGGCUCCAAGCAAACAAGAGACUUUCUGCAGAAAGAGCCUGAUAUUCUCUAUGCCGACCUGGAUCUGAACCAGUGCGUCGAAGGAAAGCAGUAUCACGACGUCACAGGGGGUUAUCAAAGACUCGAUGUUUUUGACUUGAAGAUAGAUCGAACGAGACGUGACCCAGCUACAUUCAUCGACUAG